Molecule: messenger RNA, 936 nt
Organism: Acomys russatus (golden spiny mouse)
Lineage: Eukaryota; Metazoa; Chordata; Mammalia; Rodentia; Muridae
Product: olfactory receptor 10Q1-like
Exons: 1
Coding region: 1-936 (311 amino acids)
Biological process (GO): G protein-coupled receptor signaling pathway
Cellular component (GO): membrane
Molecular function (GO): olfactory receptor activity; G protein-coupled receptor activity
Source: RefSeq, a predicted model, not a curated record
AUGGUGAUUGGAAAACCUUUAUUCAACAAAUCCGGCCCACCAGAGUUCGUGUUCCGCGUCUUCACCAAUGUCCUUGAAUUCCAGGCUCUCCUCUUCAUCCUCUUCCUCCUGCUCUAUCUGAUGAUCCUCUGCGGCAACACCGCCAUCAUCUGGGUGGUGUGCACACACAGCUCCCUGCGCACGCCGAUGUACUUCUUCCUGGGCAGUCUGUCAUUCGUAGAAAUCUGCUACAUCACAGAUGUGGUGCCCUUGAUGCUUUCCAACAUCUUUGGGGCCCAGAAGCCCAUAUCACUGGCUGAUUGUGGGACACAAAUGUUCUUCUUUUCUGUCUUUGGCUGCACUGACUGUUUUCUCUUGACAGUAAUGGCUUAUGACAGAUACGUGGCCAUCUGCCAUCCAUUACACUACACCCAGAUCAUGACCCAGAAGCUGUGUGUCCAGAUGGUGCUGGGUUCCUUGAGCCUAGCACUCCUUCUCUCCUUGCAACUUGCCACUUUCACCUUCACGUUGCCAUUCUGUAGACAUCGCCUGGAAAUCAACCACUUCCUAUGUGAUGUGGCUCCUAUCAUGCGCCUAGCCUGUGCUGAUAUCUAUGUAAACCAGGCAGUCCUCUAUGUAGUGAGCAUUUUGGUGCUGACAGUCCCAUUCCUACUGAUCUUUAUUUCCUAUGUGUUCAUAGCGUCUACGAUUCUGCGCAUGCACUCUGCAGAAGGGCGCCAAAGAGCCUUCUCCACCUGCUCCUCCCACCUCAUUGUGGUUUUGCUGCAAUAUGGCUGCUGUAGCUUGGUGUACCUGAGACCUCGCUCAAGCACCUCAGAUGACGAGGACCGCCAAAUUGCCCUGGUUUAUACCUUUGGUACCCCGUUACUCAACCCUCUGAUUUACACACUCAGGAACAAAGAUGUCAAAGACGCUCUGAGCCACUGUGUCUUCUAG